AUGGAUAAUAAUACAACUCAAGCCUGUACAACAACAACAUCGAAUAAUGAACAACAAGAUUAUCAAUCAACAACUUUAAAUGCAGAUAAUAUGGCACGUUCAUUUUUUUUGCCAAUAUUUCCACCAAAAACAUCAAUUAUAACACUAGGUGUCAAUGAUCAUUUAUUAUUAGCUAAUGUACCAAAUAAUCAACUUACACCAGAUGAACUAUUACGACGUCAACAAGCUACAAAUAUAAUAGAUAAUUCGACAUUGAACAAUACGGAUAAUAGGCACGAACCGUUUUGUUUAUCUCCAAUAGAUAUUGAAGAAUUAUCGACAAGAUUACAAGUUAAAGAAUCAAUUAUUAUCUACAAUGCCGAUCGAUUACGUGUCAUUUGUGAUCAACUUUUUGGACUAUAUCAAUACUUUAGAAGAAAAGUACUUGCAAGACCAGAUGUUGCUUUAAAAGAACCAACUCUCAAUUCUAAACAAAUGUCUAUAAUAUUAGAAUUUUUCUUACAAAUCGAUGUCGAUGUAUUCUAUAUGAAAACAUGUCGAUUUCGUGAUGCUGAACCUUGCUCAUCAAUACAAGGUCUUUUCUGUAAUGAUGAAUCACCAAAAGCAAGAUAUAGUAUGGUUCCAUGUGGUACGACGAAUUGUCCAUGUUGUCAUUCCAUAGAAAAUAGUUCAAAUUAUCGUUUUGCCAAUGGAUAUACAACUUAUUUGAAUUGUCCAGCAACAUGUACAACAUCGAAUAUUGUUUAUGUUAUGACAUGUCCAUGUGGUCAAUAUUAA
This is a messenger RNA of Rotaria socialis, 777 nucleotides long. NCBI's taxonomy places the organism in Eukaryota, Metazoa, Rotifera, Eurotatoria, Philodinida, Philodinidae. The record is from the annotation of a GenBank genome assembly.